AAUAAUGAUUGUUAAAGAUGACAUUUUAAAGUGUCCAGUUCAUGCCAAAUGUGUUACAGUGCAAGUUGUAACCAUGAGUUGUUUCUGUCAAAUAUGGCAGGGGGACCUAUGGAGUCCACUGAGAUUCCGAAGGGCGUGGAGGCUCUGUUGGGGAAUGAUGGGGAGCUGUGCAGCCUCGAUGGUGUCCCAAAAGUAUUCAGUUUGAUGGAAGCUUCCACCAAGACGACCAGUAGGUGUAUGUACCUGAAUAUUCUGCUGCAGACACAAUCCCACGACAUUCUUAACAGGUUUGUCCAGGUUGGAGGCUACAGGCUGUUGAACUCCUGGCUGACUGACUCCAAAACCAGCAACAACACGCCUCUGCUGCAGCUCAUCCUGCUCACCCUGCAGAAGCUGCCUCUCAAGGUGGAUCACCUCAAACAGAACAACACAGCCAAGCUGGUUAAGCAGCUGAGCAAGACUGCAGAGACUGAAGACCUGAGGAAGUUGGCGUCUGUGCUAGUGGAUGGCUGGAUGGCCACAAUCCGCUCCCAUUGUGUCUCAGGUAGUGGCAAGGUGCCACUGCGGGAAAUGAAGGAAAAGACUGGAGAGGAGAAGAAGAGGGAGAAACCUAAAGCGCAUGCACCCAGCCAUGCUAAGAUUCGCUCCACAGGACUGGAGAUGGAAACUGCUAGUCCUGUUCCUGCUAAAAAGACGCCCACUGCUCCACAGCUGGGAGACAAGUCCAACAUCAAGCCUCGAGGUCUCAAGAGGCCAAGCUCCAGUCUAUCAGACUCUCCUCAUCUGGAGAAGAAAUACAAGCCCCUAAAUACUCCUUCUAAUGCUGCCAAAGAGGUUAAAGUGGAGACCAUUCCAGCACAUCGUGAGAAGCCAAAUGCUUUGGCAGAGCCACGAGGUGAAGAAGAAAACUUGACUGUAAAGGGUAACACGAAAAAGACAGUUCAUUGGGCAGAGGAGGAGAAGCUAAAACAUUACUUCUAUUUUGACCUUGAUGUGACUGAGAGAGUUAAUGUCAAUAAAAUCAAGUACUUUGGUGAGGCAGCUAAAUGUGAGCUUAUGGAUAGGCAUAUGUUUGAGAUGGCUUGUUGGCUGUACCACGAUGCCAUGGAAGAAAGGAUCCCCUGGACACCUCCAAUGCCUCUGACACAACCUGGCAGUCUGGUUACCCUAGGGACUAACUCCACAGAGAAACUCACCCAGAGGGACCGUGAGAUGGGCAUCCAACAGGAGAUCUUUCUCAGCAAGGAGAGUGUGCCUGACAGUCCUCAUGAACCAGACCCUGAGCCAUAUGAUCCCAUCCCUCCACCUCUUAUCCCUUUGGAGGACUUGUCCACAGAGGAUGACAGCUAUGUUGAGGACACACUGCCACAGCAAAGCUCAGCCAUGGCCACCAAUGAAGCCUCCAAGUUGCCCCCUGUGCUGGCUAACCGCAUGGCUAACUUGAGCAGCCACUGCUGCAGCCCACAAGCCACAAGUACUGUCUCCAACCCCGAGACCCCCACUGUGAAUGUACAGGAGCUGCCUUCCUCGAUAAUGGGUGCUCAGGGUAACCAAUCUACAGAAGAACUGAUCAAGCAGCCAGACUUCUCUGAGAAGAUUAAGCAGUUGCUGGGCUCCUUACAGCAGAGCCAGAACCAAAAUCAAAAUGGACCCCCACCAGAUUGCUCUUCCUGUUGUCUCGUCAAUCCAGGUUUGCUGGGCCAUGGCCCGGGAAUGAACAACAUUAACAUUCACAUGCAGAUGCCCAUGAACAGCUCCCCACCCAACAACCCACCUGGAGGUUCUCGCUUCAACCACCCACCUCCACCCCACAAUCAUGGAGCACAUUUCAAUGCUGGUGGUGGCCCUCGCAUGAUGGGGCCACCACCAAACCAAGGUCGUGGGGAAACCAGCAACUACUGGGGAGAUGAAUCCAUGAGAGGAGGGCCCCAUCUAGGAGGUCACUUUCAUCGAGGGGGUCGAUGGGUUGACCAAGGCUUCAGGGGCUGAGGCCGAGGAGGUCCUAGAGAAGGACUCAACAACAUGAAUGACAUGUCCAACAGGCAGGUGUGUCGACACUUCAUGAUGAAGGGAAGCUGUCGCUAUGAGAACAAUUGUGCAUUUUACCAUCCUGGUGUCAAUGGACCACCGCUGCCUCCAAACCACCUUGUUAACAACCAGCAUGGACACUAGGUGGUGCUGCUGUCUGCAAGCCACUGUGGAAGGCCUGGCGGAAGCUUAGAACCUUAUUCUGUGAGCAGGAUCCACUCCGGAGUGAAUAGUGUUCCCAC
Thalassophryne amazonica is the source of this 2270-nucleotide messenger RNA. RefSeq names its product serine/threonine-protein phosphatase 1 regulatory subunit 10-like. The transcript has 14 exons. Gene Ontology annotation, molecular function: metal ion binding. The record is from RefSeq and is a predicted model, not a curated record. NCBI's taxonomy places the organism in Eukaryota, Metazoa, Chordata, Actinopteri, Batrachoidiformes, Batrachoididae. Gene Ontology annotation, cellular component: nucleus.